Lycium barbarum (goji berry) is the source of this 1569-nucleotide messenger RNA. RefSeq lists its product as uncharacterized. Gene Ontology annotation, cellular component: vacuole. The transcript has 2 exons. Lineage: Eukaryota; Viridiplantae; Streptophyta; Magnoliopsida; Solanales; Solanaceae. Bases 129 to 1283 code for a protein of 384 amino acids. The record is from RefSeq and is a predicted model, not a curated record.
UUUCUUUUGUGUUGGAUGAUGAAUUCUGAGCCUAUAGCUGUACCCACAAAGGAGGACGAAGACACUUCCUUGCUUUCUUUUGACACAGAUUCUUCCCAAUCUACUCCUCCAAAACCCCAUCCACAAAUAUGGAUGGGUUUCGCUUCGGAUAUCAAUACAAGACAGAUACUCCAAAUAUGAAUAGAUUGAUCAAGAAUGGGACGGAAGCCGAACUAGGUUUAAUUCCUGUGUUCCCAACUUUGACUUUUCCUAAUCAUUAUGCCAUUGUUACUGGUUUGUACCCUGAAUAUCAUGGUAUUGUAAACAAUUAUUUUCUUGAUCCCAACAGUCCUGGCGAGGCUUUCAAUAUGAAGAGUUAUGAUCCUAAGUGGUGGCUAGGUGAGCCACUUUGGGAGACUUUGGUUAAUCAUGGUCUUAAGGCUGCUACUUAUUUCUGGCCUGGAUCUGAAGUGAAUAAAGGAGGUUGGACUUGUCCACAAACUUUUUGUAAGAGGUAUAAUGGUUCCGUCUCGUUUGAAGAAAGAGUUGAUACUGUCUUGAACUACUUUGAUUUGCCAAGUGAUGAAAUUCCUUCGUUUAUGACACUCUAUUUUGGAGACCCUGAUCAUCAGGGUCAUAAGGUUGGGCCAGAUGAUCCUCAAAUCACUGAAGCCAUUGAAAGAGUUGAUGGGAUGAUUGGUAAAUUGAUCCAAGGUUUAGAAGAAAGAGGCGUUUUCGAGGAUGUCAACAUUAUAAUGGUUGGGGAUCAUGGUAUGGUUGGCACUUGCGAUAAAAAGUUGAUCUUUCUGGAGGAUUUGGCUCCGUGGAUUGAAAUUUCAAAGGAUUGGAUACAGUCAUAUAGUCCAUUGCUUUCCAUUCGUCCACCACCAAGUUACUCCGCCAAGGAUGUCGUUACCAAGAUGAAUGAGGGCUUAAAGUCAGGGAAGGUUCAGAAUGGGAAAUAUUUGAAAGUCUAUCUAAAGGAGGAGCUGCCUGAUCGGCUUCAUUAUUCUGCGAGUGAUCGAAUCCCACCCAUCAUUGGAUUGAUUGAUGAAGCAUUUAAGGUCGAACAGAAGAGCUCAAAAAGUAAAGAAUGUGGUGGAUCUCAUGGUUAUGACAAUGCCUUCUUCUCAAUGAGGUCCAUUUUCAUUGCCCAUGGUCCUAAGUUUGCUAGGGGCCGCAAAGUCCCAUCUUUUGAGAAUGUUCAGAUUUACAACCUGGUUACCACAAUCCUUAAUAUACAAGGAGCAUCCAAUAAUGGGACAACAUCAUUUCCAAAGACGAUUCUUUUACCAAGCCACUGAGAUCUAGCUAAUUAGGAAUGGAUUCUUUAUGCUAACAGGGGUGAGGGAAUAUCAUGUGAUUUUUGUAUGCUCCGCUUAACAAUUAGAAAAUGUUAGUUAAGUUGAUUUAAGGUGAUGAACUAGUGCUGCAGGUUAUGCACCUUGUUACCUCGCGGCAUCACUUCACUUUUGUCGCUUCCGAAAUUAUAGUAUUAGGUGUUGCAACUUUUAUUUUGUAGCUGGCUUAUUUUAAGAUUAGUAACAUUGUUGCUAUUAUGUAGAUAGAGAAUGAAUUGAUAAAUGAAUA